Messenger RNA from Talpa occidentalis (Iberian mole), 1598 nucleotides. Its product is annotated as cytochrome c1, heme protein, mitochondrial. The record is from RefSeq and is a predicted model, not a curated record. Gene Ontology annotation, biological process: mitochondrial electron transport, ubiquinol to cytochrome c. Gene Ontology annotation, molecular function: heme binding; electron transfer activity. Lineage: Eukaryota; Metazoa; Chordata; Mammalia; Eulipotyphla; Talpidae.
AUGGCGGCGGCGGCGGCGGCUUCGCUUCGCGGGGCGGUGCUGGGCCCGCGCGGCGCGGGGAUGCCGGGCGCGCGCGCGCGGGGCCUGCUGUGCGGCGCGCGGCCCGGGCAGCUCCCGCUGCGGGCGCCCCAGGCGGCGUCCCUGUCGUCGAGGCCCGGCCUGCCCCGGGGCCGCAAGGUGCUGCUGUCGGCGCUGGGCGUGCUGGCGGCGGGCGGCGCGGGGCUGGCGGCGGCGCUGCACUCGGCCGUGAGCGCCAGCGACCUGGAGCUGCACCCCCGCUUCCCCUGGUCCCACCGCGGCCCCCUGUCGUCGCUGGACCACACCAGCAUCCGGAGGGGCUUCCAGGUGUACAAGCAGGUGUGCUCCUCCUGCCACAGCAUGGACUACGUGGCCUACCGCCACCUGGUGGGCGUGUGCUACACGGAGGAAGAAGCCAAGGCGCUGGCCGAGGAGGUGGAGGUACAGGACGGCCCCAAUGAGGAUGGGGAGAUGUUCAUGCGGCCAGGGAAGCUGUCUGACUACUUCCCCAAGCCAUACCCCAACCCCGAGGCCGCUAGAGCAGCUAACAAUGGGGCGCUGCCCCCCGACCUCAGCUACAUCGUGCGAGCUAGGCACGGCGGCGAGGACUACGUCUUCUCCCUGCUCACGGGCUACUGCGAGCCGCCCACUGGGGUGUCGCUGCGGGAAGGCCUCUACUUCAACCCGUACUUUCCCGGCCAGGCCAUUGGUAUGGCUCCUCCCAUCUACAACGAGGUCCUGGAGUUUGACGAUGGCACCCCAGCAACCAUGUCCCAGGUAGCCAAAGAUGUGUGCACUUUCCUGCGCUGGGCGUCUGAGCCAGAGCACGACCAUCGCAAACGCAUGGGGCUCAAGAUGCUGAUGAUGAUGGGCUUGCUGCUGCCGCUGAUCUACGCCAUGAAGAGGCACAAGUGGUCUGUUCUCAAGAGCCGGAAGCUGGCCUAUCGGCCACCCAAGUGACCUCGCCCGAUGCUUGUCUGCUGUCCUGCCUAAGUGGGCCCUUAGCCAAGGAGCCACCCUGGGCCUCUGAGGCCUCAGCGGGCCCUCUCCACUGAGCCCCUCUUUCUCUGGGACAUGAGGGGAGGGGCGGGAGAUCAGGCUCUAACUCCAGAUUCUUCAGCCCCCACCAUGGGAAUAAAUUAAGUUUCUCAAAAUACACUCUUUAGCCAUGGCUUCGGGGAGUGUGGGUGCGCAGGGGAUUCUGGGACUGUGACUCGACUUCAAAACUCUGGGAGGCGGUGGCCGGCUACCCCCGGCGUGGGACCACCUGGUUAGAGGGGAGAGGGCCUGGUCCUGCCUGGGAACCUGCUGAUAUGGUCAGCCAAAUAUCCACCCGAGGGCAAAGAGAACCCGAGGCAGCAUCUCUACAGGGGCAGAGCCUGGCCUCGAGUGGUUGCAAAAGCUGUUCUGGUGUUUGGGGCCAGGUAGUGGCUGGAGAGGAGGGAGACCAUGGACGGCCUGCACCUGCCAUGCCUCCCAGCUGGACAGCUAGAGGUGCUGUCCACCGACCAGGGACACAAGGUGUGUGGGGGGGUCCCCAGAUACGACCUGUUUCUAGCAACCCGCAGCACAGCCAGGGU